Myxozyma melibiosi is the source of this 847-nucleotide messenger RNA. Its product is annotated as phosphoribosyl-glycinamide transformylase. Gene Ontology annotation, biological process: 'de novo' IMP biosynthetic process. The transcript has a single exon. Gene Ontology annotation, cellular component: cytoplasm. Gene Ontology annotation, molecular function: phosphoribosylglycinamide formyltransferase activity. The record is from RefSeq and is a predicted model, not a curated record. Bases 74 to 787 code for a protein of 237 amino acids. NCBI's taxonomy places the organism in Eukaryota, Fungi, Ascomycota, Lipomycetes, Lipomycetales, Lipomycetaceae.
AAUUAUUUCUUCAGAAAUGAAAUUGAUCGAGGUGUAGCACAGUUCUCUUACCAAACAGUAACCACUUCAUACAAUGACAAAACCCCGGGUCCUCGUACUCAUAUCCGGGUCUGGAUCCAAUCUACAGGCUUUGAUUGACUCUGUUGCCGGCAAGAGGUCACCCCAGAUCCCGGCUGAGAUUUGCGCAGUUAUCUCCUCAUCUCCCACUGCCUAUGGACUGACGCGGGCGAAGACAGCAGGAAUUGCAGCUGAGGUGCAUGACUUACAGAAGUACUACAAGGAUAUUCCGAAAGAAGACAAAGAUGCCCGAAAACAAGCGCGCAAGAAAUUCAACGUCGACCUAGCCGAGCUGGUUCUGAAGCAAAAGCCCGAUCUGAUUGUCUGCGCAGGAUGGAUGCUGAUUCUCUCGCCGUCGUUCUUGAACCCAGUCUCAAAAGUCAAUGUCCCAAUUAUAAACUUACACCCCGCCUUACCUGGACAGUUUGCUGGAAUUCAUGCAAUCGAGCGAGCUUGGGAGGCUGGUCAACGCGGCGAGAUUACAAAGGGCGGUCUCAUGAUUCACCGAGUGAUCAAAGAAGUCGAUGAGGGCGAGCCCUUGGUAGUCAAAGAACUCGAACUCAAGAAAGAGGAGACAGUUGAGGAAUAUGAGACUCGAGUUCAUGAGAACGAACACAUCGCCAUCAUUGAGGGGACAAUUCUGGCGCUAAAGGAGAUUGAACAGAAGUCUAGCGACAAGGAGACAGAGUUGCCGAAACUGGAAAGUCUGGCUAUUUCGGAAAGCAAAUGAUCUGAUGGCUUCUAGAAAUUGUAGAUAGGAUUGGAAUUUGUAUCAUAGCAUGAAAAUAAU